Fibroporia radiculosa is the source of this 522-nucleotide messenger RNA. RefSeq lists its product as uncharacterized. NCBI's taxonomy places the organism in Eukaryota, Fungi, Basidiomycota, Agaricomycetes, Polyporales, Fibroporiaceae. Bases 1 to 522 code for a protein of 173 amino acids. The transcript is spliced from 2 exons. The record is from RefSeq and is a predicted model, not a curated record.
AUGCCUGCGGUGACCUUUGUCGUCGAUGCAGAGACUCCACAGCAAUCCGGACAAGCAGUUCUCCAUGGACGUCGUGACCUCGUUCCCCUCAUUUCCGGCUCUGUCUCAGGCGCCACCAUUGGCAUCGCAUGGAUCGUCGGGCUCCUCAUGUACGCCUACAAGCGUUGGAAGGGUCAUCAGGCCGUGCGCAACGCCGGCCUUCGCAGCCACCGCGAGCUCGACGUGCCUCCGCCCAAACCCGAGGCAUUCAUCAUCCCGCCCGACCCGGCUGUUAUUCAAGGCAUUCGUGCCCCUGGCGAACGUAUCGUCCCAGACGACCCGAAGGCUGAUGUUCGUGCCCAGCCGGAGCAUGCCAAAACUAUACCCUUGGCGCGGACAGAGGUGAAGGGCGGGAAGGAGAAGGAGCCGGGGGUGGUCUCUGCAUCACAGCUGUCGACUCAUUCUUUGCCAGCAACCAUCCACACCCAACAGGAGACUUGCUCCCUUUCAUCCAGACACACACGUCGUGUCGCAGAUGGCUGA